Periconia digitata is the source of this 900-nucleotide messenger RNA. Lineage: Eukaryota; Fungi; Ascomycota; Dothideomycetes; Pleosporales; Periconiaceae. The record is from the annotation of a GenBank genome assembly.
AUGUCUCCACUCCGCCAAGCCAAAGAUUCGAGGAUUCGAGACAUUGAUGUUUGUCUGUGCGUAUUUUUGCUUUUAUUUUGGGAUUCCCGACUACGGCACUCGCCCGGGUUUUGUUCCGACCGCGCGUUCUCACACGGCAGCGCGUCAUGCUGGAUAAAAGGCCCCUCUACAUACUACAUCAUCCAUCACACACACAGCGAAUUCUUUCCCAUCGCAGCCACCGCUCACAUUACACUGGGGCUAUUCACUCCACUGGCAUGCACGUCAUCAACUUCUUCAAUUUUCCGUCCUCCGGCGCUUCUUCGAAUGCGGACCUUGUUCUUCUGUGCUGGUGUGGUGCUCUUGUGCGAUGCUGAGGAUUUUGAACAGUGACGGAAGAACGUCUUUUAGCGCCUCUUUGAUGUCUUGAUCGAUGGCGGUAAGUGUUUCACGAUGGCUUUCGCGGUUUUUUUGGAUGCUCUCCAAGUCCAUGCUUGCCUUCCGGUAUCCCUCCUCUAAUUCUUUCUUCUCCUUCUCUAAUUCAAUCAAUCGAUGGUUGGCUGCAUCCUUGUUCUUUCUUGCGACUUCCAACUGUGCUUGAAGAGCAGCACUCUCAGCCUCAUGAUAGCUUUUUUCAGCAUAAAACUCUUCGAUGAAGGUGGAAAUCUCUUCUAAUGAACUACUCGAGUCGAAUGGUUGAUUUUGAGCUCUGGACGGUGGCUUGGGCGCUGGUGUUGUCGCUGGCGUUGAUGAACUAAUCUCGAUCUCUUGAGGAUUAGGGGUAGGAUCUUGGGAUGUCGUCUCGCACGAACCCAGUUCUCUCUUUACCCUGUUUGGAACAACGAGUUCAGAUGCUGCCGAUUCAAGGGGCGACGCAUCGACUAGGUCGUAGCCAAGCUCAGAAACUGAUUCUAGUUGCUC